Messenger RNA from Phanerochaete carnosa HHB-10118-sp, 711 nucleotides. RefSeq lists its product as uncharacterized. The transcript has 2 exons. The record is from RefSeq and is a predicted model, not a curated record. Lineage: Eukaryota; Fungi; Basidiomycota; Agaricomycetes; Polyporales; Phanerochaetaceae. The annotation marks the transcript as partial.
CGUCCUGCCACUCUCCGGAUGCCAUGUCGAACUCAGUCCCUAGCCCUGAGAUUAUCCCCCUCGCCGUGCUGUGCGGAGGCCUCGUCAUCGGCGGAUUUGCUGCAGUCCUCAUAACACGCAAGAUCGCGAGACAGCGGCUACUGCUGGAGCUGCGGUCGGCUGCGGAAGCGAGGAUAGUAGAGGAUCGACUUGGAGAGAAGCCAGUCCUGGUGGAUAUCUAUGUUGGGCCCUCGCCAGACGAGUCGUCUGGAGAUCUGCACUGGACGAUCGUCCAGCCCAUAUCCACAACCUUCAACGCUCAAGUAUCGUCGCCGCAUCCACACCACACCAUCGAGAAGCGUCCCGGCUACCUCCGGACUCCCCUGGUGGACGGAAAUGUCCUACAGGUGUCCAUGGGGAUUUCUAUGCCAACGCCACCGUUCCCUAAUGGAACAGAAGCGUUCUUGGAAUCGUGCGAAUACUGCAUUGGCACGUCAGACGUUGUUCUCUGCACCUUGUUGGGAGCGAGGCAACGUCUCGUUGGGAUAAAUUGACUGAAGCACCUGGCAGCCGACGAUGACGGGCAUUGAUCACUCCUCAUUUUAUACUUACAAACUCUAUCCACCCGAUCUUCCACCAGAACCUAUAUAGUGUCAUUGUAUACAUUAUAUAUUGUAUGAUAGAUAUAUCGCUGUUGUACCGCGACCCAAUGUAAUUACCGCUGGGGAGAAU